AAGGCACAGGAGGAAACGGAGAGCUGUCUCACCGAUUCUUGCCAGCCAAGAACCUGACCAAAACUCUGACGAAGAGAGAGGAAUGCUGUUCUCCCACAACUGUUUGUGUUGUCAGCACGUCUUCCACUCCUAGAAAUCUGCAGGUGCUAUGGAGGAGAUAGGAAAUCUGAGGUUGCUAGACACACAUGGCUCCUACUCUUAACUGCUCAAUGCCUGGCAAAGUGGAAAGAACAAAAGUGAAAAUUUUUGACUUGUGAAGAGCUCUGAAAAACGCAAAUACGUGGUGCAAGCAUGGAAGAGAUUGCUCAAAUGUGAAAAGGGAAAAAAGCAGAGAUACGAAGAGGUGGGGCCUCUGUCCGACCAAGGAAAUGGCAAAGAACAGGCCCGCUCUGUCCAGGAAGUGAAAGAGCUCUUCAAAACAGCAACUAAAAUCAUGCAGUGACCUGGGAAACUGCAAAACUGUCUGGGCGCUGAGAAGCAUUGAAAGGUGUUGUCCAUGAAAGUUGCUAUUUGCUCUACACAUCCUUCUCUUGACAUCCUGCUAUAUCAGAUCAGCUGGAGGCCUCAUCAGCCCUGGGUCAGGCUUUGGAGGCAGUCUGCCACUGGAACACCCUUCAGCAGCACCUUUGCGUGGCAGUGAAAGGCGCCAGGUGGAGGAAUGGUGGUUUGAGCUGAUGCGUGUGGAUACUGUGCUGUUUCAGCCUCCAGCCCUUCUGCCUGGCACCAAGAAGAAAGGCUGCACCGAGCUGCUCAGCUGAAAUGUGCCCUGGUACUUCAGACAACACCCUGCCCCUCACACUGCUGAAGCAUUUGGACUUGUAGAAGAACAAAAUUAGUGAGGAGACUUGAAGAAACUGAACUAGUGAUGGUGAGUCCAACUUCAGAGCAGUAUGACAGUUUGCUCCGGCAAAUGUCAGAGAGAAUCGAUGAGGGAUGUGGGGAGACCAUCUAUGUUGUUGGUCAAGGAUCAGAUGGGACUGAAUACGGUCUGAGCGAGGCAGACAUGGAAGCGUCCUAUGCCACGUUGAAGAGCAUGGCGGAGCAGAUCGAGGCCGACGUCAUCCUCCUGCGGGAGCACCAGGAGGCAGGGGGCAAGGUGCGGGACUACCUGGUUCGGAAACGUGUGGGUGACAACGACUUCCUGGAGGUCAGGGUAGCAGUGGUUGGCAAUGUGGAUGCAGGAAAGAGCACGCUGCUGGGUGUCUUGACACAUGGCGAACUCGACAAUGGCCGAGGCUUUGCCCGGCAAAAGCUCUUCCGCCAUAAGCACGAGAUAGAGUCAGGCCGCACCAGCAGCGUGGGCAAUGACAUCCUGGGCUUCGACAGUGAGGGCAACGUGGUGAACAAGCCUGACAGCCACGGUGGCAGCUUGGAGUGGACAAAAAUCUGUGAGAAAUCCACCAAGGUCAUCACUUUUAUUGACCUGGCUGGUCAUGAAAAGUACCUGAAAACCACUGUCUUUGGCAUGACCGGCCAUUUACCUGACUUCUGCAUGCUUAUGGUUGGUAGUAAUGCCGGGAUUGUUGGAAUGACCAAGGAGCACUUGGGCCUUGCGCUUGCACUUAACGUUCCCGUCUUUGUUGUGGUGACCAAGAUCGACAUGUGUCCUGCCAACAUCCUGCAAGAAACCCUGAAGCUGUUACAGCGACUGCUGAAGUCCCCAGGGUGCAGGAAGAUCCCCGUGCUGGUUCAGAGCAAGGAUGAUGUCAUUGUAACAGCCUCCAACUUCAGCUCAGAGAGGAUGUGCCCGAUUUUCCAGAUUUCAAAUGUUACUGGGGAGAACCUAGAUUUGCUGAAGAUGUUUCUUAAUCUCUUGUCUCCACGGACCAGUUACAGGGAAGAAGAGCCAGCAGAAUUCCAGAUAGAUGACACUUACUCUGUCCCGGGUGUGGGAACAGUUGUGUCUGGGACAACACUGAGAGGCCUGAUCAAGCUAAACGACACCCUGCUGCUGGGGCCAGAUCCCCUUGGCAACUUCCUACCUAUUGCUGUCAAGUCCAUCCACCGCAAAAGAAUGCCUGUCAAAGAAGUGCGGGGAGGCCAGACUGCCUCCUUUGCUUUGAAGAAGAUCAAGCGUUCUUCCAUCCGGAAAGGCAUGGUAAUGGUGUCACCGCGCCUGAAUCCACAAGCAUCGUGGGAGUUUGAAGCAGAGAUUCUGGUCCUCCAUCACCCCACCACCAUCAGCCCACGAUACCAGGCCAUGGUGCAUUGUGGCAGCAUCCGUCAGACAGCCACGAUUCUCAGCAUGGACAAGGACUGCCUGCGGACAGGGGACAAAGCCACGGUGCACUUUCGCUUCAUCAAAACCCCGGAAUAUUUGCAUAUAGACCAGCGGCUGGUCUUCCGUGAGGGCCGCACCAAAGCUGUGGGUACCAUCACUAAGUUACUCCAGACCACCAAUAACUCACCAAUGAACUCCAAGCCACAGCAGAUCAAGAUGCAGUCAACCAAGAAGGGAGCAGUUACGAAACGAGAGGAUGGUGUUCCCCCAUCUGGGAUGGCAGCUGGGGGCCCACCACCGGGGGAUGAGGCCCCCUCAACAGCAGCAGCACCACCGACUCCUACUGCCCUGCAACCAUUGCCUGCUCUGGAUGAAGAGCCCCACAUCCGUGAGGGCAAUAAGUCAAAGGUCGGAGGAGGAGGCCGGCGACGUGGAGGUCAGCGCCAUAAAGUGAAGUCUCAGGGAGCCUGUGUGACUCCUGCCAGUGGCUGCUGAAUUUCUUACUCCUUCUCCCUCUGAGGAAUUCCUCCCUUUCCCUUCAUUUCUUAUCCAAAAGAUCCAGAGCAGCUUAAACCAAAACCCAUCCCAGCUGAUUGGCUGCAGAAGAAUCGUCCCUCCUCCCAGAAGGAAGCAACGGAGAGGAGCAUAAUUUAUAAGCUAAUGAAGGUGAUAAGACACACAGAACUGAGUAACUGACACCUUCCUCUUCCCCCUGUCAACACAUUUUUGUACAUCAUGGGCUUAGUUUUUAUUCUUAUUAGUUUUUAUUAUAUUUUGUGUGCAUGAAGAUGAGAGGAGAGUCUGGAUAGAACUGGGAAGAGCCAGUUAGCUGCCUCCCUCCUCCCUCACCCCAUUCUGUCCACAGGACUUGUUGCUCUCCUCCUAUGGGCCGUCUCAGAUCCAGGGGUUAUCAAACACUUGAAAUUUCAGACUUGCAAAGGUUAAAACAUGUUGCUUUGGGUGGCUGCGUAGGGCAUUGUUUCCUCACCACUGUGGCCCCAUGCCAAAUAUGUUUCUGGAUUCCUUCCAUCUUAAACUAUUUCUAAAUGGAUUUAAUGUUGUGGCAACUGAAGUUUGAAGGAGAUGAUAAGAAAAUUCAGUAGUUGGAGACCUAAGAAGGAAGCAAAUUGGAAAGCAGUUCUUGAUGUUAAGUUGUGGAAUCCUAUACUAAAUAUCCUUCUCAAAUAUGUUGAUAGCACUUAAAAUUUUAAAUAGAGACAGAAUUAAAUGGGCAGUCAUUUGCCCAUCACGUUCCCCUUCCAUUAUGCUGCUUUUCCUAUUGUCUGUUCAGUGCACAUCGGAGCAAAUCUAACCUGUCUCUCAAGGCAGUGGCAGCUCAAUUGACAGUAUUAAAAAUACAGUGCAGGAGCACUCACUCUGUCCCUUGAGCCAGAGGAAGCUGCCUUGCCUCGACAGGCAGAGAUCACAGGUGGGAAUAUACUUUUUGGAACAGAGACACCAGGCAAACUUGACCUCCCCUUGAUUUUGUUUACUCCAAGAUUUCCCAGAUCUUUUCUGGAACUCACUGGCCGAGCUUUGCCAUGGCAGAGGUAUGGUUUGUCUCCUCCCCUCUUGGCCAAAGAGGGCAAUGAUGAAUUGUUACCGAACUUAGAGAAGUGCUUUCAGGUUUGGAAGUACGUGGUAAUUUUUCUGCCUUUCAUUUGAUUUUUUUAAAGAUUGUAUUUUUUUUUAAUGAUAAUUUCUGAUUUCUCCAGGAAGGCCCUGCAAGGACGGUCUAUGAAUUAACAUUGUUAUCACGGUGGGGGUUUUGUUUGCUUUUUUUUUUUUAAACCCUGGGUUAUGCAAGUGAUCAAUCCUCUGCUUAUUUUGAUCUCUGUUCUUCUAACCCUGCCCCUUCCCUUGGCUCCUGUGAGGACAGGAGUUAUCUAUCUUCUGCCGGCUUGUGGUAGCAUUUUGAGGAGGACACGGCAUCCUCAGCAAACCGUUGCUCUCCCCAGCAUGUGCGGUCAGCCUCGGUUUCUUUGAGGGGUUCAUCCUCCAAUGAAGGACUCUUACAUUAAUUAGAGGGAGACUGAAAGGUUUCUGUCCCUCCUUAGCGAGUUGUUCCUGUUUCUCACUCUGUGGCACCCAUGUGAAGUUCAUUCCAGUGCACCUUGUGAUUCGAGGUAGGCUUUCAAGCCGACUGACUGACAGCAGACUCGGCGGGGUUGGAGCGCAUCUCCCCAUGCCGGCACCAGCAUCCAACAGCAUUAAGCGGCGUGGGAGAGGUGAGGAACGUGGUUUGGAGAUGGGGGUACUUUGCCUUAGAGCCUGCAAGGGCCUGAGUGUGGAUGGAAAGCAGGGGGAGAUCAGACGGUCCUUUCCAAGCUCCGUGCCUAAAUACCAGCACUCUCCUGGCGAGGGGGGAACUACAGGCGGCUACAACACUAAUAGCACCCGCAUUGUGAGGGGGUGUGAAGUGUGGCUAAGCAAAGCACCAGGGCCUGGUUCCUUGUGGCCCUGCAGCAGCAUCAAACUGCAUCUGAUGUCACUGCCCUCUGCUUCCCAGGGGAGCAGGGAGCUCUGGGUAGUGUUCUCUUUCUCCAUUCCUUGUGCUCCAAUCGAAGGAGACAGCCGAGACUGGAAGAGGGUUUACUUCAGUUUGUGCAAAGGAGGUGGUGUGAUCUCUCUUUUGUGACCAGCAUUCAAAGAUCACUCUGGCUGGUGUGAUCUAUAAAAUAAAUUUUAAAGAAAAGUUUGUUCCAAGUUAAA
Messenger RNA from Columba livia (rock pigeon), 4933 nucleotides. It is a transcript of the gene GTPBP1, whose product is annotated as GTP binding protein 1. Lineage: Eukaryota; Metazoa; Chordata; Aves; Columbiformes; Columbidae. Gene Ontology annotation, molecular function: GTPase activity; translation elongation factor activity; GTP binding. The record is from RefSeq and is a predicted model, not a curated record. Gene Ontology annotation, biological process: translational elongation. Bases 866 to 2716 code for a protein of 616 amino acids. The transcript is spliced from 14 exons.